AUGAGACUGUUUUUAAGUGGAGGUGCUGGUGUAGGUAAAAGUACUGGCCCUAAUGCUUUGUAUGAAGCUCUCAUAAGAUACUUAAAUUCUCAACCUCAGAAUGAUCCUGAUGACGUCAGUGUUGUAAAAGUAGCAUCAUCCGGCAAAGCUGCUUUCAACAUAAGAGGAAAUACACUUCAUUCCGCCUUUAAAAUUCCUGCAAACAGAGGAUUCAAUUAUUGUACACUAGAUAGAGACAGAUUCAAUACAAUAAGAUCUCAGUUACAGAGAAUGCAAGUUAUUUUUAUUGAUGAGAUAUCUAUGGUAGGAAGUGCUAUGUUUAAUUUUCUUGACUUACGAUUGCAACAAAUCGUGGGUACAAAAGAACCAUUUGGCGGUCUUAGCAUAAUAACAGUUGGCGACUUAUUUCAACUGAAACCUGUGUUCGAUAAUUGGAUAUUUGAGAAUUCCAAGGAUGGUUAUGCUGCAUUAGCAACAAAUCUCUGGCAAAAAUAUUUUCAAAUGUUUGAAUUAUCUGAAGUUAUGAGACAAAGGGAAGACAAAGAGUUUGCUGAGAUUUUAAAUCGUAUCAGAGAAGGAAAUCAUACAGAAGCUGACAUUAAAAUUUUGAAAGAAAGAAUUUUAAACAUUAGUUCACAACAUUCAACAUUCCUGAUUAUCCAAUAUCUUUAA
Paramuricea clavata is the source of this 672-nucleotide messenger RNA. Lineage: Eukaryota; Metazoa; Cnidaria; Anthozoa; Malacalcyonacea; Plexauridae. The record is from the annotation of a GenBank genome assembly.